AUGCUGAUACAGGAAUCGUAUGUCGAUGUGCCUACCAAAGCUGGGGGAGAUGGCACGAUGCGCAUCUUCCUCUUCCAUCCAUCAAUACCAGGCUAUCCUAAGGCCAAGUUUCCUGGAGUAGUGGUGUUCAGCGAGAUCUAUCAAGUAACUGGCCCUGUCUCCCGCUUCUCUCGCCUCCUAGCCGGCAGCGGCUACAUCGUUGCAGCCCCCUCGUCCUACCACGAAUUCAUCGGUCCGGAACCCCUCGCUUACGACGUCCCAGGCACCGACGCCGGCAACGAGUAUAAAAUCACGAAAACUCUAUCUGCCUACGACGAAGAUGCCGACCUCGCAAUCGAUACCCUCCUCGAAUUGCCGACCUGCACAGGUAGAAUAGGUGCUACAGGAAUGUGCUUAGGUGGCCAUCUCGCAUACCGCUGCGCUUUCUCUCCUCACAUAAAAGCAGCAGUCUGCUAUUUCGCUACGGACAUUCAUUCUCACUCCCUUGGUGCUGGGAAAUCCGAUGAUUCUCUGCAGCGCACCAAGGAUAUUCGUGGAGAGUUGGUCAUGAUCUUUGGGAAACGCGAUAAUCAUGUCCCGGGCGAGGGAAGGGAUCUGAUCCGCAAGACACUGCAUGAGGCGGGAGUGGAGUUCAGUUUCUAUGAGAUUGCUGGUGCUCAGCAUGCUUUUAUCCGCGAUGAGCUGAGUAAGGGGAGGUACGACCCGAGGGUUAGUGGAGUGUGUUGGGCCAUGCUGGAGGAAUUAUUUGACAGAAGGUUAAAGAUUGACCUGGGUGAGGAGGCUGAGAAGGAGAAAGUGGAAGAUAUUUGUUGA
Endocarpon pusillum Z07020 is the source of this 813-nucleotide messenger RNA. RefSeq lists its product as uncharacterized. NCBI's taxonomy places the organism in Eukaryota, Fungi, Ascomycota, Eurotiomycetes, Verrucariales, Verrucariaceae. Gene Ontology annotation, molecular function: hydrolase activity. The transcript is spliced from 3 exons. Bases 1 to 813 code for a protein of 270 amino acids. The record is from RefSeq and is a predicted model, not a curated record.